UGUCACCAUCGCCCGGCCAGCGGAAAGCUGCGGCUGGGCCAGCCCGUGCCUCGGUGGGCGCCUGCAAGAGCAAGAUCGCGGGCUGCCGCCGUCCAGCCGGGGCCACGAAGCGAGCGGAGUCCAGCUGCGCCGAGCCGUGCUGUGGAAACGCCUAUGCCCGACCUAGAGACUGCUCGGCGCCCCUACAGUGUGCACCGUCCCGGGCCGGCCGCCCCCGGGGCCCAGCGUCCCUCCCGCCACGACCCGCCGCGGCCCGCCCGAAGUGGCGGCCCGACCCGCGCCGUCUCGCCCGAGCAGUGAGGGUUCCCCGAGGGGAGGAACGGGCCCGGGGCGGGCCGCGGCCCCCGGCUACUGUGAGGUCAGCGCGCCCGCCCCGUGGGUCACAAUGCAGCCCGCGCCCUCGACGGCCCGGCUCCGCCGCGCGCCCCGCCCCGCUGCACCAGACACCUGCCCGGCUACCCCUGGACCAGAGCGUCCUCCCGCGGCCAGGGCGCGGGCAGCUGUUUCCCGCCUGGGACCGGCUCCGGCCUCCAGCAGAGCUUCCCGGGGCCCGGACAUGAGCGCCCAGGAGCCCCCGCAAGGUCGGAGAUUCCCCAUUGAGGCCGGAGACUCCCCCGGCCUGGCCGCAGCCCCCGAGCCCCAGGACAGCGCGGAGCCCGUUGCUACGGAGCACACCCCGGUCAGGCCUGGAGCUUCUAACCUCCAACUUCUACGCCCCCCACCCCCACCCCGCUCCCUUCCCAGCAGGCCGCUGCGACGCUGCCCUGGCUGCCACUGCCUGACGCUGCUGCACGUGCCCAUCGACGUCUACCUGGCAAUGGGCGGAAGCCCCCGGGCCCGCGCUACCUGAGUGUGCGCCUGCGCGGCGGCUCCGAGGGGGCCGGGCGGGGGCGGGGCCGGCCGCGGGGACACCGCGCUGAGGUCGCGCGCGCCGAGCACGAGACAAUGAUGCACAUUUUAAAAUAAAAGAAUGAUGCACAUUUUAAUAAAAGCACAGCUUACACUGUU
Molecule: messenger RNA, 1008 nt
Organism: Antechinus flavipes (yellow-footed antechinus)
Lineage: Eukaryota; Metazoa; Chordata; Mammalia; Dasyuromorphia; Dasyuridae
Gene: FAM229A
Product: family with sequence similarity 229 member A
Exons: 3
Coding region: 386-850 (154 amino acids)
Source: RefSeq, a predicted model, not a curated record